AUGGACAUCCUCCUCUCCCUCCCGAUAGUCUCCUACUUCCUCGCCCCCUCCAUAACCUCCUGGUCGACCUCCCUCAACCUCCUCUUCUUCUACAUGACCUGGACAACCCUUGUCCUCUCUCAUGGGCCCCUCAAGAUCCAGCUUCUCGGCGCCCUCGCCAUCCGCCUCAUUCUCUGGCUCCUCCCCUCCCUCGCCUUCCUCCUCUUCGACACCCUUCUCCCCUCCCUCUCAGAAUCGAUCAAGACCGCCGGCGCCGCAGCCCUCCCGCCAACCCACGGCCCGACCCUCCUCAAGACCCUCGCCCUCGCCCUCUUCAACCUCGUCCUGUCUGCCGGUCUCGAGGGGGGUACGAGCCUGGCGUACGCAUCCUACUUCCGCGAGCCCCUCUUCCGCGCAUCCUCGGCCUUGCCGCUGCCAUUUCAGCUCAUAAAGCACGUCGCUUUCCUCAUUGCUGCGCGCGAGGUCCUGACGUACUACAUCCACACGCGCAUCCUACACUCCCGCGGCAGACGCAUCACCUCGACGCGCAUAGGCAAGCUUCAUGCUUCGUACGCCCACGCCCGCGCCGCGCCGCCGUUCUCGCUGAUGCUCUUCGCCGACCACCCGAUACCAUUCCUGCUCCACCGCAUCGUACCCAUUUUCGUGCCGGCUGUGGUCCUCCGCCCCCAUCUUUUGACGUACUUUUUGUUUGUUGGCUUCUGCACCAUCGAGGAGACCAUGGCCAUGUCUGGGUACAGCGUCGUCCCGGGUAUCGUCAUGGGCGGAAUCACGCGCCGGACGGCGAUUCACUAUGCCGGCCAGGGGGGUGGCAACUUUGGUGCGUGGGGCGUGUUGGAUUGGGCUCAUGGCACGAGUGAGGGACAGGACGUGAUUGAUGAUAUGCGAGCCGAGGCGGAGAAGCACCGUAUCAAGGAGCGGAGUGAGAGAGCGGCCAAUAAUGGCGUUGGAUUCGUGCAGGAGUUGAAGAAGGGCCGGGGACGCAAGGGGAAGAAGAGCAACUGA
This is a messenger RNA of Colletotrichum godetiae, 1002 nucleotides long. Its product is annotated as sterol desaturase family protein. The record is from RefSeq and is a predicted model, not a curated record. Gene Ontology annotation, molecular function: C-4 methylsterol oxidase activity; iron ion binding. Gene Ontology annotation, cellular component: endoplasmic reticulum membrane. NCBI's taxonomy places the organism in Eukaryota, Fungi, Ascomycota, Sordariomycetes, Glomerellales, Glomerellaceae. Gene Ontology annotation, biological process: sterol biosynthetic process. The transcript has a single exon. The coding region runs from base 1 to 1002 and encodes 333 amino acids.